Molecule: messenger RNA, 3468 nt
Organism: Spirodela intermedia
Lineage: Eukaryota; Viridiplantae; Streptophyta; Magnoliopsida; Alismatales; Araceae
Source: the annotation of a GenBank genome assembly
AUGGCGAGUCUGAGAGUUCCUCCGGUUCCACUUUCGGCGAGGGAAGAUGCUACCACCCUCUACAAGGCCUUCAAAGGUAAAUUUUCCAAGGGAGUAUGUCCUGUGCUUUCUCUGCGGCUAGUCGAGCCCAUUCUUUAUUCUACCUGUACAACCCUCCACGCCAUCUACGCAGAUGGCACCUUAGGCCGAGAAGAUUUAGCAUUCCCAUUGUAUCACUAGGCUUUUGCUUGCUCUUCAAUUGUAUCAGGAAUUCACCCUAGCUCUGCGGUUUGGGGCAACUCGUGUUUCUUGGAAGAUUAAUGACUUACGGAAAUUCAAUAAAAUAACAAUCAAAAUAUUUACCUCUUGUCAUGAACUUACGCUUGAUCAUUCUUGAUUGGCUUAGGUUGGACAUUUAUUAAACCUUAUUUUUUCUUCCAUCAUCUGGUUCUUAUCUCAUACAAUAGAACUGGCCUUUUAUUGAAGACCGAUGACAACUCAAAUCUGAAAACAGCUCGUAUAAUGGUCUCUUAAAUUUUCAAACUGUAAAGUACAUGGCAUAUAAACGAGAGAAAUCAUAAUGGUAGCAAGUCCAAAAAUUGUUGCAACUUUCGUGUAGGAUUUUAAGCUUUGCACAGGUUAGAUGAUGUCAUCAGCUUCUGAAGUAUGCGAGUCUUUCUCCAAUUCACUGGUGAACAUUUGGUACAUGAAAUACCACAAAGAAAACGGAUUACUUAUAUGAUGAAAGAUCGAGAAAGAGGGGUGGAAGAAAUUGGUUUUGUGGGAUAGUCUGGUAUGAACAUUAGAUCUCUCGGUUGGGGUCUCAUCAGUCGCAACCUUGAGAACCCACCUAUUUAUUACAUCUGUGGAAGUGUCAAUCCUUCUUUGCAGAUAAACUAUUUCCCAUCAUGAAGACCUUGGAAGCUCAGUAUUUUGGAACCCCAGAACUUUUUUUAGCUUUGUUCCUAUUUUUCUGGUCCAUCUUCGGAUUAAUGUUUUUGUAAUGUUCAUGAUUUUUCUUUGCAGGCUUUGGUUGUGAUACUGGGAAAGUUAUCAAUGUUCUUGCGCACCGUGAUGCAACACAACGUGCUUUUAUCCAACAAGAAUACAAGUCAAUGUAUGGAGAAGAUCUCACAAACCGCUUGCGUUCGGAGUUGAGUGGAAACCUUGAGGUAAUACCACACUAUCGCUAAUUCAGUUCGGAAAUUGAUGGAAAAUGCAUGUUCCGUUGUAAAAAUUUAUCCGUUCUGCCUGUGGGUAUCCACGGUGAGUAGAUUUUAUGUCUUGACUCUUGUGUAAUAUAUAUCACAUAUAAUGUUUCCAAUAGGUGGAUGCCGAUCAAUUUCAUGGGUUUUCUGUAGGAUGCAGUUCUGCUUUGGAUGCAUGGGCCAGCUGAACGUGAUGCAGUCAUAGUGAGGGCUGCAUUAAGUGGGGACAUCAGUCAGACCCAUGUUGCAAUUGAAGUUAUAUGCUCUCGAACAUCUUCACAGAUUCAGCUAUUUAAACAGGCAUAUCGAACAAAGUUUGGUUCAGUUCUUGAAAAUGACAUUCAAUCUCGUGCAAACGACGAUACCGGAAAGGUACUUCUAUUCCUUCACCCCAUUUGCCCCGCUAUAUAUACCUCAUACUCGUGAAGACAUCGUUGUUGCAAGAUCUGUGCUGAAUAGAAAAUUGGGGAAUACAAUUUUUUUUCCAACCAUAGUUCUCUGUUUUCAAGUAUCUCUUUAUAAUUCCAUUAAUAGUUGCACACAUACACGCUGUUCUAGUUUAUUUUAAAAUGUUAGCAUUGAAGCUUGAGAACGCUCGCUUUUAUCCUUUAAAUGAUGUAACUAUAGUUGCAUUUAUGCAUCACAGUAAAGGAUAUCAAAUCCUUGGAAUUGUUGUUAUUUUUGCUACUACGAUAUUCGUAUAAAUUUAUUUUUUCAGUCUUUAAUUUUUCUUGGAAUCGAUUGAAAUUAGCCAUUUUGCUUCAUUAUGUUUACAUGAUUGGAAUUCGUUUCACUCAUCUAACCUGACCGGAACAUGCAACAAGAACCACGCAGAAUUAGUCAACGUGUGUCUUGAUCUCAAGGUUGCCAACCUGGCCCCCUCUCUGUCUGACGUUAGGUUUGGAUAUGUUUGCACAAAGUUGACCUUUGGUUGGAGUGUGCAACAUCCAACCCAGGGAGUUGACCCAUCACAAGGGAUUCUGCGAGUAAACUCAGUUAUACUAGAUUUAGAACAUCAAUUAUACAAUGAUGCCAAAGUUCCCGUCAGAACAAUAGAUUUUGAACCAGUAAUGACAGAAGCUAUCUUCAACCUGCAUUUUAGCGAGCUUCUGAACGUGAAAGCCAUUGAAAACAGGCGUGUGACUGACUGUCUGACCGAAUCCAGCGUGCCAAAGAAAUAAUUUGGCCGUUAAUCUGCUGUUCUUGCAAAGUCAAUGCCUGAUAGUAGCCCCUUGUGAAAAUUUCCGACGUCUUAUUGUAUUGCUUUGAAAACUAAUGCAGCUGCUUCUGUUGUAGCUCCUACUUGCGUUUGUGAGCAAACAUCGUUAUGAAGGCCCCGAGGUCGACCAAAGGAUGGUAGAUAAAGAUGUUAGAGAUCUAUAUAAAGCUGGUGAGAAGCGAUUGGGGACCGACGAGGAUACCUUCAUUCGCAUAUUUAGUGAACGUAGCCGCCCACAUCUGGCUGCUGUUGCUUCCUUUUACAAGAGCAUGUACGGAAGCACACUUGAAAAGGUGGUGUACGCAAUCUUUGGCAGUUCCCACGGGCUCCCACAUCAAUAAAAGUAAAACUAAUAGUUUGGGGCCUUCUGCAGGCUGUCAAAGGUGAAACCUCUGGCAAUUUUGAGUUUGCUCUGCUUACAAUCCUUCGAUGUGCCCAGAACCCUGCACACUACUUUGCAAAGGUACGUUUUGGAGUGGGGUUUCGAGGUAAAUCAUGAAUCUGCGAGUAUAAUCUACCACCCUUUUUCAGAUCCGAAGAACUUGCCAUAGAACUUCAUGGAUCAUCUGUUUCUAGCUCAAUCAAUGACUUAUCUUUAAAAUCCGAAAAAGGGUUAAUCUAGUAGGAAUAGGCCAACUCUACUGAGUUUCAUGGCUGGAGAACUGAUGAUUGUUCUUAGAUCAAUUCUUAUGAAAUCGACCCGUUAGCAGGUUUGAUGUUAAGAUAAUUUCCUUUUUGGCAUAAGCUGACUGGAUCAGUUGACUAGUGAAUUUCAGGGUUGGAUCAUAUGAACCCGCAGUCUUUUCCAUUCUCCUUUCCGAAAAUAUUCCGAUUAUACUUAGCGUGGUAUUAUCCCAGGAACUGUACAAGGCGAUGGAAGGACUGGGUACCAAGGACAGCAAGCUCAUAAGGAUUGUGGUGACCCGCGCAGAGAUCGACAUGCAGUACAUCAUGGCGGAGUUCCAGAACAAAUACAAGAAGACUCUGAGCGCCGCCAUACAUUCGGAGACGUCCGGUCACUAUCGAGCAUUCCUCCAUGCUCUCGUGGAACCUUCCCUCUAG